Messenger RNA from Lagopus leucura (white-tailed ptarmigan), 2895 nucleotides. RefSeq names its product Rho guanine nucleotide exchange factor 38 (gene ARHGEF38). NCBI's taxonomy places the organism in Eukaryota, Metazoa, Chordata, Aves, Galliformes, Phasianidae. Gene Ontology annotation, cellular component: cytoplasm. Gene Ontology annotation, molecular function: protein binding; guanyl-nucleotide exchange factor activity. Bases 29 to 2356 code for a protein of 775 amino acids. The transcript is spliced from 14 exons. The record is from RefSeq and is a predicted model, not a curated record.
UCACCCCUCAUCUCUGGCCAGCCUGGCCAUGGCGAGCACGGACGGCGUAGGAGGCCGGAGGAAGAAUUUGGCCCUGCUGCGGCACAGGCUGUACAUGGGGGAGAGGAGGAGGACGGAGCCCGUGGUAGAGAGCAGCGGGGCAGGGGAGCACGGUGCCUUGCGCAGGAGUCAGUCGGACAGGACGGAGUACGGCCAGAAGCUGCAAGAAAAAAUGGCCCCACAGUCAGGAUUCACAUCCUCUGCCACCUUGCCACAGGAGGAUGAGGAAACCACCAAACGCAUGAUGGCCAAGAGGGUAAAAAUCAUUGCAGAGCUCAUGCAGACAGAGAGGGACUAUAUCAACGAUCUGGAUCUCUGCAUCAAGGAAGUGAUUCAGCCUCUGAGAAACAAGCAGAUCGCCCGCUUUGAUGUGGAUGGCUUGUUUAGCAACAUCGAAUCGGUCCAUCAAAUAUCAGCCAAGCUGCUGUCACUGCUGGAAGAAGCCACAACAGAUGUGGAACCACCCAUGCAAGUAAUCGGGGAAGUGUUUUUGCAAAUUAAAGGCCCACUAGAAGACACAUAUAAAAUCUAUUGCUAUCGCCACGAUGAUGCACACACCUUGCUCGAAUCCUAUGAAAAGGAUGAAGAACUGAAGCAGCAUUUAAGACACUGUGUACAAUCCUUAAAAAAGAUGUACGAGGAAGAAGGAAAGCCAAAUCUAAUGGACAUGGGAUCCCUGAUGAUCAAGCCAGUACAGCGGGUAAUGAAAUAUCCCUUGUUACUCCAUGAACUGUUGAAUUCAACUCCUGCUUCUCACCCUGACCACAAAGCACUACAAGAGGCCCUUUCUGCUAUGAAAAAUACUAAUGUGAACAUCAAUGAACUCAAAAGGAGGAAAGAUUUAGUGCUGAAGUAUAAGAGGAAUGAUGAUGAUGAAACCCUGAAAGAAAAGUUUUCUCGACUGAAUAUUCACUCCAUUAGCAAGAAAUCCAAGAGGGUCACCAGCCAUCUGAAAAUACUGACAGGGGGAGAACCUCAGGUGAAAGAUCAGACAUUCAAUAAGGAAGAAAAGUUGUUUCGAAGCUUAGAGAAGACUGUGAAAUCAUGUGUGAAGAACAUUUCAUUAUCCUUACAGCAUCUACAGGAUUCCAUACAUCUGGCUGCACAGAAUGUAACUGGGCUUCAGGAAAUCUUGCAAGACAAAGAUGACGAAGCUAACAAAAACUCAAAGAAAAUGAACAACCCUACAAAUCUCUGUGAAGACCUUAUGGCUCAGCUAGACAAGGUUGUUUUGACUCCUCUCUCAGCACUACAAGCCUUGUUUUCAGGCCCACAGAAGCUCAUCCAGAAGCGCUAUGACAAAUUGUUGGAUUACAACAGCUACCUCCAGAGGUCAACAGGAGAAGAGCUUGAUCUAGCAAAGAAAGACUAUGAGGCUUUAAAUGCACAGCUAGUGGAAGAACUUCAGGUAUUCAACAGAGCAGCCAAAAAGAUUGUGUUGAACUGUCUGUAUUGCUUCAUUACCCUCCUCAGAAGUAUUAUGUCUGCAGCACUUCAAUCAAAUUCUGCUGUGGUGGUGCCUGUUCCACUGUCUUCCUCAAGCAUCUGUGAAGUGCAGCAUCAGUUAAUGGAGGAGGUUCACAAGCUGAAUUUUGUAAAAGAAAACAGCAGUGCAACCUUCAUUGAAAGGAAAUUGAGCUUGGAAAAAAAGAAACCUGUCCCCUCUCCAUCUUUUCAGCUCGAAUCCCCACGUCAAACAGAAGACCACAGGUCCAAGCUGCUGUCUACGUACAGCGCAGAACUGCUGUAUCAAGCUAAGCGCAAGUGCAAUGCCACGCAGGAAUUUGAUAUUGAUCUGCAUGAAGGAGAAGUGGUGGCUGUUGUGGAGCAAAAGGAUCCCUUCCAAAGUACUAGCAGAUGGCUUGUUGACACAGGAAUCCUCAAGGGAUAUGUGUAUUCCUCCUUCCUGAAGCCUUUCAAUCCAGCCAAAGCGCAGAAGGACAUAGCAGAGAGCAACUUGUGUGAUGAUGAUUUUGAUAACAUCAGCCUCUUUGUCUCUUCACGGCCAUCCUCUGACAGCAGCUCAAGUUCAGGGCACAAGAGUGACAGCAACUCAUCUCUUCACCCCUGUAAAAAUCCCACAACUAAUAGCACAGAGGCUGGAGAUUCUCAGGAUGUGGAUGAUCAGCAUACCUUCUAUGCUGUUUAUGCAUUUCAAGCAAGAAGUGAUCAAGAACUCAGUCUUCAGGAGUAUCAGAAGGUUAGGAUACUUCGGUUUUCUGACCUGAGUGGCAAUAAAGAAUGGUGGCUAGCAGAAGCCAAAGGUCAGAAAGGAUAUGUACCAUCUAAUUUUCUUGGAAAGAUGACAUACGCUUAGGAACCUAAAAGGUCCAUUCAGCCAGUUUCUAUGAAGCAGACAAUGAUAAUCUACAAUGGUUUGCAGAAAGCAAGGCAAACUCACAAGUGACUGACAGAAGCCACGGCACCUGGUGCAGCACACACAUGAUACUGAGGACCUCUGGUUUCCAAAAGCCAUCACCUUGUCAAGACCUCGGGAAGAAGCAUUUAACAGGAAGACCAAUUCUGCUUACCACCCCAAAGGGCUUGCUUUUCCCUAUUACCCCAUAAUUUUCACUUCUAUCAAAAUGUCCUACAUCCAAAUUCAACCUACAAAUACACUUCACAGCAGAAGUGAUGUUCUCCUCCCCCCCCCCAAUAUUCCACAAAUAAUAUUCAAGAUGAAGGCAGCCAGCCUUGAAAAAAGACAAAUUCAGCCUUCAGGGAUUUUGCAGCUCAGACUGAAUUGUUCUUAAAUCUCUACCUUGAUGAACACAAUCACAUCUCCAAACUCAAGCUUUUGGGUUAUCUAUUUUUAUCUCCAGCCACUUUUGUAAAGAAUCUUUUUCUCAGUGGUGA